CAUCCCUCGGCGCCCACGACGUUCCAGAGCACAACACCUCCCAGAAGGCCUCGCGGCCCCACUCAACUUCCGGCCGGAAGCAGUCGGCGUUUCCUACGUGAGGGAGCUGGGGUGCGCGGGUCUGCCGCGCGACGGCGACACGCGACUCUGAGCCUCAGCUGGACGUUGAGAGUUGCUGGAGCAGGCGUUUCGGGUGGGCACAGUGGGGCGCUGACGAAAUCGGCUCGGGUUCUUCCGCGGACCACAUUUCCCAGAGGGCCUGGUGUCCUCUUUUCUCGCAGGAACUCGAAUGUUUCGUCACGCCUGGCGGGACUGUUAGAUCAGAAAGGAAACCUCUCUGAUCCAGUCAGAUUCUAGCCCUAGACAGCAGUGAACUCAGCCUUCCCCUGAUUUUCAUGAAUUGGACAGGAUGCCUCAUUCUCCUCUGAUCUCCAUUCGUGUGUGUGUUGAGUCCCUCAGAUGAGAAUAAAAGAAUGCACGAUGAACUUCUACAAGCAAUAUCGAAGGUGUCAGUGAUGUUCAGGGAUGUGUCCAUAGACUUCUCUCAGGAGGAAUGGGAAUGUCUGGACUCUCGUCAGAUGAAUUUAUACAAAGAAGUGAUGUUGGAGAAUUUCAGCAACCUAGUUUCAGUGGGACUUUCAAAUUCUAAGCCAGCUGUGAUCUCUUUAUUGGAACAAGGAAAAGAGCCAUGGAUGGUUGAGAGAGAACUGACCAGAGGCCUCUGUUCAGAUCUGGAAUCAAUGCGUGAGACCAAGAUAUUAUCCCUAAAGAAAAGACAUUUCAGACAAGUAAUACUUACCCAUAAAGACAUGCCCACUUUUAUUCAACCCACCUUUCUCACUCUACAUCAAAAAACAAAUAAUGAAGAGAAACCCUGUGAAUGUAAGAUAUGUGGAAAGACCUUUAAUCAGAACUCACAAUUUAUGCAACAUCAGAGAAUUCAUUAUGGUGAAAAACCCUAUGAAUGUAAGGAGUGUGGAAAAUCCUUUAGUCGUGGCUCACUUGUUAUUAGGCAUCAGAGGAUUCACACUGGUGAAAAACCCUAUGAAUGUAAGGAAUGCGGCAAGGCUUUUAGUUGUAGUUCAUAUUUUUCUCAACAUCAGAGGAUUCACACUGGUGAGAAACCCUAUCAAUGCAAAGAAUGUGGAAAAGCCUUUAAUUAUUACUCAAACCUUAAUCAUCAUCAAAGAAUUCACACUGGUGAGAAACCCUAUGAAUGUAAAGUAUGUGGGAAAGCCUUUACUAAAAGUUCGCAACUUUUUCCACAUCUGAGAAUUCACACCGGUGAGAAACCUUAUGAAUGUACGGAAUGUGGGAAAGCCUUUACUCAACACUCGAGGCUUAUUCAGCAUCAGAGAAUGCAUACUGGUGAGAAACCUUAUGAAUGUAAGGAAUGUGGAAAGGCCUUUAGUAGUGCCUCAACACUUACUAACCAUUGCAGAAUUCAUGCUGGCAAGAAACUCUAUCAAUGUAAAGAAUGUGGUAAGGCCUUUAUCCAGAGCUCAGAACUUAUUCAACAUCAGAGAAUCCAUACAGAUGAAAAACCAUAUGAAUGUAAUGAAUGUGGGAAAGCCUUCAAUAAAGGUUCAAACCUUACUAGACAUCAGAAAAUUCAUACUGGUGAGAAACCCUUUGACUGUAAGGAAUGUGGAAAGGCAUUUGGUAGUCGCUCAGACCUCAUUCGCCAUGAGGGAAUUCAUACUGGUUGAAUGAAAGAAAGGUUCUUUUGUUUACCUUUAUGAUAUUUUUUUAAAACAGGUAAUUAACUCAGGAUAUGCAAGAUCAAAGUUUCUCCUGUGUACUAGUUUUUUAGGGCUGCUGUAACAAAGUACCAAAUACCAAUUACUUGGUAGCUUAAAACAAAAGAAAUUUAUUGUCUCAGUUUUGGAGCCUGGAAACCCAAAAUCAAGUUUGUUGACAGGGUUGGUUCCUUCUGAGGACUGCAAGGGAGAAUCUGUUCCAUGCCUUUCUCCUGACAUCUGGUGACAGCCAUCAGUCAUUGGUAUUCCUUGACUUUCAGUUACAUCAUUCCAACCUCUGCCUCCUCCUUCACAUUGCAUUCUCUUUGUGUAUCUCUGUCUCUUCUCCUUUUAUAUGGAUCAGUUUGUGGAUUAGGGUCAUCUAAUGACCUCAUCUUAAUUAUAUCUGCAAAGACUCUAUUUCCAAUUAAGAUCAUAUUCACAAGUACCAGGGGUUAGGGUGUAUCAUUUUAGUGGGGACACAGUUCAACCUAUUACACCCUGUUAACACUUUUGUCUAAUAUACUUAUAAAUUUUAUAUAUAACAUUAAUCAGAUAUAUUUUAAAAUGUAAAUCUAAGGUCUAAAUUCUAAACUUCCCUUUCCUCAAAAAAGAAAGAUUCUAUCUCAGAACUAUUCAGUAAUUCCUUCAUCCCUGUUUGUUCUCCUGCCUUCUUUAUAUUAGCUUAUGUGUUAGGGUCAUCUUUUCUAUUGCUGUGACCUAUAUAGAUCUGUACUUCUGCCAGUACUCCACUAUAAAUUGUGUUACAUAGACUCUUAGUUCUUGGCAGAAUUGUAACUUUGUUUUCGAAGGCAGCUGUAUUUUUUUCUUUUGUAUAAUUAAUGUUUUCUUAUUGUAAAGAGAGAAAACAGAAAAGCACAAAAAUAAAAAAGAUUGUGUAAUCCUACCAGAGGUGACUACUUUCAAAUUUUUACAAAUCUUUUCCUGACAUUUUAAAAGCGUAAUCAUAAUAUGCAUGCUGUACUAUAACAUACUUUUAUCAUGCCAAAAUAUACUAUGAUUACUGUUUAAGUAGGUAUAGAUCUUUAUCAUUAUUUUAAAUGGUGUCAUAAUAUUGUUUUCUAUGGUCAACUAUAAUUUUGCUAAAUAACUACUAACAAACAUUAUGGUUCCCUUGGAAGCUUUGCAAUUGUAAAAGUUGCCCUCUAAAUGAAACUUUAAUGCUUCUUUGUUUGCUUUUCUUUUAAAACAUUAGAUUUCAAUAAUGUGGUGCUAGAGCCUACUAGUAUGUAUUUUAAAAAACUCUGCAGGCCGGGUGCAGUGUUUCACGUCUGUAAUCCUAGCACUCUGGGAGG
Molecule: messenger RNA, 3055 nt
Organism: Microcebus murinus (gray mouse lemur)
Lineage: Eukaryota; Metazoa; Chordata; Mammalia; Primates; Cheirogaleidae
Source: RefSeq, a predicted model, not a curated record